AUGCCCGCUCAUCUUCGUUCGAUCAAAUCGGAUCCCCUGGGCGUCGUGGAUACCCGCGUGCUGACAAUGACCGAACCCCCAGUUCGGGGCUUACCUUCCCCUUCGUUAGCUUCGUUCUCAUCAGUCAUCGCAUUCGAAGCGACUCCGCAGAGCCAGUGUCUUGCAGACAAUCAAGGAGACAAGCUCACCCAGGAUACCCACUCCCUCUCGAGCGAGGGGUGUACCGUCGAUUCUGAUGAAUUUCGCGAAGCAACCUCGCAUGUUGAUGACAAUUGCGAAGUAAAAACCCAUGAGCUGAAGGCUUGGUUCCCUAAUCUUGAGCUGGAUGUCACACUAGACAGGUACCAUGGUCAGGAUGGCCUCGCUGAACCAAUGAACCCGCAAAACACCCCAGCCUCGCCCAGUGAACGAGAUAGUAUCCCCUGUGAGCCUUACGGCACGGAGAAUUUGCCCACAAGACCUGCACCCCAACGGGCAUUCGCCCUGAACUGGCUAGGAGCGACGAUUGAGAAUUUUCACGACACACAUUCUGAUGGAUGGCUUAAACCAUCAAGAUUGCGCCUCUCAGCAGAUGAACAGGGUCCUCCUACGUCGCCGGUGGAUGAGCAGAAACUAGUCAACGCCUACCAACGGAAGGAAUUGGACCUCUCGCCGGUGCGAUGUGUUCACUUCUCUCCUGGACCCCCGCUGCCCCUUCGGUCUAUGAGCCGUCCUGUUCCGUCAGUGGAACGUCCGCAGGAUUACGUCGCCUUGCAUCGCCAAAAGAAGCAGUACGAGAAGUGGAGAGCUUCUCGCUGUCAUGCUCGGGCUUCUCCGUAUCGCAGCCCGACUAAACUUUCGGCUAGUCGUCCAAACAAACAGCCCAACAUCCAUUUCUCGUCUCUGUCCAACUUCCCCUUCCGCAGAAUUGACCAGGCACGUCUUCAAAUCAACGACGAUGAGCGCGGAGACACUACUUUGGAAGAAGCAGAUGUUAAUGCCGUUGACCAGUCGACGUCUUCGGAUCAAAGCAAUCGUUCCGCGAAGCAAAGUGAUCUCUUCGCCUUCUCUGUUGCUGUGCAUAAGAUUCGACAUCUAGAUCAACCAUUGUCUCGAGAUGUGCGAGUGUAUUCGUAUGUGUUCCAGUGGGGAAUGGCCACGAUGGCCCGACAAAGCGGAGAGCAGACGCAGACUGCUGUCUAUCCAGUCCUGAAUGACAUGGGUUUGCACGUUAAUCUCAUUGUACCAGCGCGGGUCCUUCGCCUCGCCAUUGCCGUCUUUUCUAUUGCACGAUCUCUGGCCUGCUCGCCUGUCGGAGUAGCCGCUCUCCGGCACGUCGGAUCUAUUUUGUCUCUCCUCGUCUCGUUCGCCGUCCUUCUGUUGUCCAUGUUUGGAGUAGCUCUCGACUUCCAACUUGGCCGGGACCAUCACCUCUAG
Penicillium lagena is the source of this 1416-nucleotide messenger RNA. RefSeq lists its product as uncharacterized. The record is from RefSeq and is a predicted model, not a curated record. The coding region runs from base 1 to 1416 and encodes 471 amino acids. Lineage: Eukaryota; Fungi; Ascomycota; Eurotiomycetes; Eurotiales; Aspergillaceae. The transcript has a single exon.